Paramuricea clavata is the source of this 4668-nucleotide messenger RNA. Lineage: Eukaryota; Metazoa; Cnidaria; Anthozoa; Malacalcyonacea; Plexauridae. The record is from the annotation of a GenBank genome assembly.
AUCAGAUUGAAGCGUGGCUUAUUCAAUUUUGAAAUGUUUCGUUUUGAAUUACACAAAGAACAAUACUCGAGUUGAAACGUUGAAGCGACUUAUUCUCGUGUUAUUUUGCUAAAAUACUGUCCCAAAAUAAAGAAAAUGGAAGCAAGAGCAUUAGUAGAACAUCUAAAAGAGUUAUCAGACAAUCCUCACAACAGAUCUACAAUCGUUAAGGUAUGAAAAUGUCGAGGAAAAUGUAAUAAAUUUUAAAAUUAUGUAUACAAACCGACAAACGCAUUAAUUUUUUUAAAUUUAAAAUAUGAUUUCUUUCAAAAUUGAACUAAUUCUUAUUGUAUUGUUUUUAAUUUUUAUAAAAUGUUUUGAUGUCAAAAUGUACUUUAUUUGUGUGAUAUUUCUAUUUAUAUCAUUAUAAAAGCCACAAAAAAAUUUUCAUAUAAAUUUCUGCUUUAUUCUCAAUUUAGCCAUUUUUUUUUCUCAGCCCCCCCCCCCCAUAUUAAUCUAAUAAAUCUAUAAUAUGAAUGUUGAUACCCCAGGCCAUAAAAAUUCAGAGGUCUUGCACGAUGGCCCUUUGACUGAGGUGCUCGAGUCAAGCCAACCACACAUACAUACAGGAUGGAAGUGGAUAAAUUAACUCACUUGCCCGAUCAUUUGGUCAAUCAUUUAUUUUGAAAACAAAUAAUGAGUCUGAUUCAGUUUUAAUAGACCUUAUGCAUAAUGACGUCACAAGGCUUGAUGCCCACAAGGAAUGCUGGUCUUAGUAGUCAUCGCCCGGGAAAAUUUAGAUAGUGGCCAUUUUGAAUUGUUUAAUUUUCCCGGGCGAUGACUACUAAGACCAGCAUUCAUCAUGGGCAUCAAGCCUUGUGACGUCAUUAUGCAGAAGGUCUAUUGCCCCUGUUGUUUUGUAUGAUAGCUCCCCAUCUCCCAGAACUUAUGACUCACAAUGAUCAACAACACUUCACUAUAUUUCAAAGGCCUCUUGCAAGGCACAAGUUGAAAAUUACAAUCGAUCACCUUUUUGCAGGAUAAAGGAUGUCUGGCUGGCCUUGUAUUAUUCCUAGACAACAGUGAUGCACAUGUUAUAACAACUGCACUUCAGGUACUGAGUGUUUCUGAAACACAGCCUGUUUAUUGUCAUUGGACUAAUAAUGGCAGUGAUUUAAUUUAUUAUGUUGUAAUUAUUGCAUUUUAUUCCUCAAAGGCCUUGAAGAAUCUAGCACAACACAAGCCAAACAGAUGUGUCAUGAAAAAUGAGCUGGGAAUGCUGGAAAGUUUGAGAGCAAUCAUGCAUAGGUAAGUUUCAGCUGAUCUGAAAAAUGACAGCAGCUCAAGAGCACAACCCCCCCCUGCUUGAAAUAUCUACUCCACAAGGCUCCCCCCUGGAAAAUCUGCACUCUCCCACACAUAAAGACCUGUCUCCUUGGAGGCCUCCACUCCCAGUGCCACACACAAUAGCCUGCCCCGAUAAAAAAUCUGCACCCUCCCCACACACAGAUACACAAAACUCCCCUUCCUCCCACAGAAGUCUGAACCCCCUCUCCAAAAAAUUCCGCACUUCUCACCCGGGCCACCUGAUGUCAGUGAGGGCAAAUAUGUUCUUUUUCAUCCCACAACUUACCCUGCAUUUAGAAAUGGUGAUGCAAAGACCAAGCAAUUGGCAACAGAAGUCUACGAUGCUUUAAAUCAAUCACAAGAACCAACUUCGCGCAGAUCAAAUAACAGCUCAAGGUAAUCUUUGUUUAAUAAGAGAAUGCCCAAUUACAUUAAUUAUUAUUUUAACUGUAUUAAUCUUCACCAAAUAUUUUUCCAUUCCUCUAAAGUAGCCACACAGUGCUGGGCAGUGCCACCCGAAGAUCCAAAACAUACAUUAUACAAAUCAAAGGCCUUUCGAAUCAGGUACAGCAAUCAUGCAAUCACGCAUUACCAGCUUUAUAUGUACUAGUCAGAGCGUGGGUGGAUCUACAGUGGGGUGCACACCCCACCUAGUGGUGUCCAGCACCCCACCCCCUAGAGCAGUACAGCACAGGGUUGGUAAGUUAGAUGAAUAAUUAGGCCAAAUCGUCAUUAGUGCCGUUUCAGAAAACAAAAAAAAAACACAAAAGGCCAAGACAAAGAAAGCAAAGGCCUAGUGUGACGGUGUUUGGCCUAAUUAUUCAGCAAACCUACCAACUCUGGUACAGCACUACCUUAAAAAAUCUGCCUGACCAUACAUUUUCUGCUUUUCGAAUAGUGAUUAGCACAACCUUGAAACGAUUUUCUGAUUUGAGCUCACGAGAAAAAACUCAGAAUGCUUUUAUAAAUAACAUCGUUAAAUAUGUAAACAUGUCGAGGGUGAUAAAAAGCCCAUAAUUUAUAAACUUUAUAAACAAAAGAUAAUGUAAAACGUAACAGAACGGGAAACAUGCAGAUUCGGCCAUCUCAGAUUAUAGUAAUUAAUAUUGGGAUAGUAGCGUUGCAGACUGCAGAGGACUAGAGGAGAGUGGGCAGUAAGGCUCCCUCAAUAUGAGGGUCCCUCAUGCACCACCCCAUGGAAAACCUGCACCCCUCUUUAAUUGCAGAUGAGGCUAGAUCUGCCCCUGAGUCAUAAAGCUGUGCAACUAUUUUAAUAACGCGUAAAUUUAACAAACAACGCACUCUCUUUAUUUCAGAUAACGAAGCGAAUUUGUGAAGAACAGUUGCUCACUGUACGCGGAAUUGUCAGUUUCACAUUUGACAUGGCAAAAUCUCGCUGUAUCGUGCGUGCAAGGCCUGAUACCACAGCAGAAACUAUUUGCCAAACUAUCAAUAAAACCAAAGUACUCGCUGCUCAACAAAUUGUCAAGAACGAACGCGGUGAAGAGGUGAGCGUCGUAUUAUAAUGUUCGCACAAGGAAAUUUUAAUUUUUUGAUGUUUCCUUGUUUACCCAAGGCAACUUUGCUUUCAAACGAAGAAAAAAUGUUUCCUUAUUCCCUAAUAAAUUCAAAAAUAUAUUUCGUUUCCCAAAUGUGAUUGCGGAAACAACGUUUCCUGGUUUGUCUAGCUUUGGGAAACAUAGCUAAGAAACAAUGUUUCCUGGUUUGGCCACCUUCAGGAAACAUGGCUAGGACACAAUGUUUCCUUGUUUGUUCACCUUCAGGAAACAUGGCUAGGAAACAAUGUUUCCUGGCUUGCCCACAUUCGGGAAACAAUUGGCUAGGAAAGAAUGUUUCCUGGUUUACCAACAUUCGGGAAAAAUGAAACAGAAAAUACAGAUUCCUGGUUUGUCUACCCACAAUGUUACCGCGAAGAAUGUAUUCUAAUUUUCCAAGGGUCUAUAUUUACCUAUAGGUGACGGUGUGCUUUACAAGUCAUAAUAAAAGCCAGAGCAAAAGUUGUGCGCAGGAUAACGGCGCUAAUCUACCAGAUUAUCUUCCGGAAGAAGACGAGAUUCCUGCGUCAAAAACAGUAAGUUAUGACGAUAAUAAUGGUGUGGUGGUGAUGAUGCUAGGUGGUGAUUGAUGAUGGUGGUGAUGAUGGUGAUGGUAGUGAUGAUUGAUGAUGGAAGGUUGCAGUGAUGACGGAGAUGAAGGAAGUUGUGAUGAUGGUGUUGAUGGUGGUAAUGGUGGUGGUAAUGACGAUGGAGAUAAUGGUGGCGAUGAUGAUGGUGAGGAUGAUGAUGGUGAUGGUGAUGAUGGUGAUGAUGAUGAUAGUGAUGGUGAUGAUGAUGGUGAUGAUGAUGAGGAUGAUGAUGGUGAGGAUGAUGGUGGUGGUGGUGAGGAUGACGAUUAUGGUGGUGUGGUGAUGAUGGUGUUGGUACCACUGCUCACGGCUUUUCUGUCUUUUCAGGCCUUGGCGCGGGUGAAAAAGCAGGAUGACAAAGAGAACCAAGGAUGGUUCGGCUCUGUCGGCAGUUUUAUCAGUAAAACUCUCUACUGGUAAAAUUCUCAUGAUCUUAACCUGAAGAAUUGCAGUAUAUCUGUACAUCAGAUGGAACAAACCUUCUGGAAACUGAUAACCAAACUUUGUACAUACGACUAACUUGCAGCAAAAGACGACAUCGUAGACUUAUAUUCAUUUUUAACAUUCGUGUGUUUCAGUAAGUGUUAUACUAGCCUGCGAACAGGCUCUCAAGCUGAAUUGAGAGCCUGCAUCGAUGACUAAUGAAUUUGAAUAUCUGCGUCUCAAAUCGUGACGCGAAAUUCUCAUUGGUCAGAUGCUAUAAUUUAUAUGUUUCCGCUGAGUUCUAUAUAUGUCAACUGCUGAAGCACUAUGCAUAAAAAACACAUUAACUGAUCAAAUUGGUCUUGGCCGUCUUAUCUCAAAGCACGAAAUGUUCUGUUUUGAGAAAACAGUAUUUAAAACAUUUGAACUUUUGCUUGAAUAUCUUAUAUUUUGAAAAACAGUAUAAACUGUACAGUCUAAAUUUAGUUUGCACGGUCUAAAUUUAGUUUGCACGAAAGUUGUAAACAACACCAUAUAAGGAUAGACAUUCCAUAUUUGGAAAAACGAACGUUACGGGGCAGAUAUUCAAAUUCACUAGUCAUCGAUGCAGGCUCUCAAUUCAGCUUGAGAGCCUGUUCGCAGGCUAGUGUUAUACCGGAGCAGCAUUUGAUGCUGGUGAUUGACCACCAUCUGCUGCUGCACGAGCUGCUUAUUGAAAACACACGAAGCUUGUAAAUAUAUAAUUAGAGGGUAGAAAAAUUUUAAAUAUAUUU